Molecule: messenger RNA, 4722 nt
Organism: Anolis carolinensis (green anole)
Lineage: Eukaryota; Metazoa; Chordata; Lepidosauria; Squamata; Anolidae
Gene: dis3
Product: DIS3 homolog, exosome endoribonuclease and 3'-5' exoribonuclease
Exons: 21
Coding region: 107-3013 (968 amino acids)
Biological process (GO): rRNA catabolic process
Cellular component (GO): nuclear exosome (RNase complex); cytoplasmic exosome (RNase complex)
Molecular function (GO): 3'-5'-RNA exonuclease activity; RNA binding; endonuclease activity
Source: RefSeq, a predicted model, not a curated record
CGCACUGCACCCUGGGAGGCUCUUUCACUUUCAGAGAGUAGAAGGGAGAGCGUGUGCGCGAGAAAGAGAGCCGGUCAGUCAGACAGUCACUCAGUCGGUUGCGAGGAUGCUGACCUCGCGCACGUUCCUGAAGCGCACGCGGGCCGGCGCCGUCAUGAAGGUGGUGCGCGAGCACUACCUGCGCGACGACAUUUCCUGCGGGGCGGCCGCGUGCGUGCUCUGCGGGUCUCGGGAGGAGGAGCAGGAGGCGAAGGAGAAAGGGGCGCCCGCCCAGGCCCUGCUGGAGGCCCAGCCCAGCGGCGCCGCCAGCAGCCUCUGCCCGGGGCCCCACUACCUGCUCCUGGACACCAAUUUGCUCUUGCACCAGAUUGAUAUUCUUGAAGAUCCUGUUAUUCGAAAUGUUAUCAUUCUUCAGACAGUUUUACAGGAAGUAAGAAAACGAAGUGCACCAGUAUACAAGAGAAUAAAAGAUGUGGUCGCUAAUCCUGAAAAGCAUUUCUAUGCCUUUACUAAUGAGCAUCAUAAAGAAACGUAUAUAGAACAAGAACAAGGGGAAAAUUCGAAUGAUCGCAAUGACAGAGCCAUCAGAGUAGCGGCAAAAUGGUACAAUGAACACCUGGCAAAGUUGCAGACUGAAGAAAAGAUUACAGUUAUCUUGCUCACAAAUGACAGAAAAAAUAAAGAAAAAGCUUUGGAAGAAGGAAUAACUGCUUAUACAUGUGAAGAGUACAUAAAGAGCUUGAUAGCUAAUCCUGAACUUGUGGAUCGACUUGCUUGCUUGAAUGAUGAAGGGAAUGAGAUAGAAAGUGGAAGGAUCAUUUUCUCAGAGCACCUUCCACUUAGCAAAUUGCAGCAGGGCAUAAAGUCUGGCCUCUACCUUCAAGGAACAUUCAGAGCUAACAGAGAUAAUUACCUCGAAGCUACAGUUUGGGUUCAUGGAGAUGGAGACCAGAGAGAGGUAAUAGUGCAGGGUCUAAGAAACCUAAACCGUGCAGUGCAUGAAGACAUCGUAGCAGUGGAACUUUUGUCCAAAGAUGCCUGGGCUGCACCAUCCUCAGUGGUCUUACUUGAUGAUGAGGGUCAGAAUGAAGAGGAUGAUGUGGAAAAAGAAGAGGAGAAAGAAAACAGUCUAAAGACUCCUGUGAGCAAGGCUAUGAUGCGACCAACUGGCAAAGUGGUGGGAAUUAUAAAAAGAAACUGGAGACCUUACUGUGGAAUGCUUUCUAAAUCACAGAUUAAAGAGUCAAGGCGGCAUUUAUUUACACCAGCUGAUCGUAGAAUCCCUCGGAUUCGAAUAGAAACAAGGCAGUCUUCAACGCUUGAAGGACAAAGAAUAAUUGUUGCCAUUGAUGGUUGGCCCAGAAGUUCAAGAUACCCACAUGGUCAUUUUGUAAAGAAUCUCGGAGCCGCUGGGGACAAAGAAACAGAAACUGAAGUCCUGUUGCUUGAGCAUGAUGUCCCUCACCAGGCUUUCUCCCAGGCAGUACUCAGCUUCCUUCCUCAAAUGCCCUGGAGCAUUACUGACAAGGACAUGAAAUUUAGAGAAGACCUGAGACAUUUGUGUGUGUGCAGCGUGGAUCCUCCUGGCUGUACUGAUAUUGAUGAUGCAUUGCACUGCAGGGACUUGGAAAAUGGAAAUCUGGAGGUCGGAGUACACAUUGCAGAUGUCAGCCACUUCAUUCGACCAGGAAAUGCUCUGGAUCAGGAAUCUGCGAAAAGGGGGACAACUGUGUAUUUGUGUGAAAAAAGAAUUGAUAUGGUUCCAGAGCUGCUUAGUUCUAACUUAUGUUCAUUGAGAUCCAAUGUUGAUAGGCUUGCAUUUUCAUGCAUUUGGGAAAUGAAUAAUAACGCAGAAGUAUUGAAGACACGAUUUACAAAAAGUGUCAUUAAUUCCAAGGCUUCCCUGACUUAUGCUGAGGCACAAAUGAGAAUAGAUUCUGGCAGCAUGAAUGAUGACAUUACGCUUAGCCUACGUGGAUUAAAUAAACUGGCCAAAAUACUUAAGAAGCGUCGGAUAGAUAAGGGGGCUUUAACACUUUCUUCGCCUGAAGUUCGUUUCCACAUGGAUAGUGAAACCCACGAUCCUAUUGAUUUGCAGACAAAGGAACUCAAAGAAACCAACUCCAUGGUUGAGGAGUUCAUGUUGCUUGCUAAUAUCUCUGUAGCACAAAAGAUCUAUGAUGAAUUCUCAGAGCAUGCCUUGCUGAGAAAGCACCCAGCGCCACCUCCCUCUAAUUAUGACAUCCUUGUUAAGGCAGCAAAGUCUAAGGAUUUUGAAAUCAAAACUGAUUCUGCAAAGGCUCUGGCGGAUUCCCUGGAUCGUGCAGAAUCUCCUUCUUUUCCAUACCUGAACACCCUGCUGCGUAUUUUGGCAACCCGCUGCAUGAUGCAAGCUGUCUAUUUUUGCUCAGGAAUGGACAAUGAUUUUCAUCACUAUGGUUUAGCAUCACCCAUUUAUACACAUUUUACUUCACCAAUCAGAAGAUAUGCUGAUAUUAUAGUGCAUCGACUGCUCGCUGUGGCUAUUGGAGCAGACAGCACAUAUCCUGAUCUUACAGAUAAACAUAAAUUGGCAGAAUUGUGUAACAAUCUCAAUUAUAGGCACAAGAUGGCUCAGUAUGCACAGAGAGCAUCUGUUGCCUUCCACACUCAGUUGUUUUUCAAAAACAAGAGUGUGGUGAAUGAAGAGGCGUAUAUUCUGUUUGUAAGGAAGAAUGCAAUUGUGGUUCUAAUUCCCAAAUAUGGCUUAGAAGGAACUGUCUUCUUUGAAGAAAAGGAUAAGCCAAAACCAUCACUACUGUACAAUGAUGAGAUACCAUCUCUUACUGUGGAAGGCACAACUUUUCAUACAUUUGACAAAGUUACGGUGAACAUCAUGUUAGAUGCAUCCAAUAUCCAACAUCAGAAAAUACGUAUGGCUUUGGUAGAGCCAAAGGUACCAGGAUGUAAUGUUCCGAGUGAAAAAAGCAAGAAUCGUGAACCAGAAAAAAAGAAGAAGAAGCUGGGGAAAUAAUUUUGUUACAGCAUUUAAGAGAUUUUCCAACUUUUAAAUUAUAUUUGAAGAAAAACUUCUAUGUCUUUUAUACAGUUUUAGAGAUUCCUAAAAAAAAAUGUACCUGUGCUUUAACAUUUUUUUUACCAGUAUUCUGAUACAAUGACAUUUUUAAAUGCUAGUCAUGUAUUGUAUUAAAGGCCUCUGUGCCAAAAAUAUGUGAUCUUUUGGAAAUUCCUGGUUUGUCUUCAGAAAUAGAAAAACUGAUGAGUUUCAAUAUGGAAAAAUGUAUAAUGCAAGAUUGUCUAUAUUUAAUCUUUGACAGUUAGAACUGCUCUGGACUAAGGUGCCAGCUUCUAAUGUUUUCCCAUGCACAUCUUUUGCUUUCCUGAUAUAUUUGUCUGCUUUUUUAAGGAAAAGGGGCAUUUGUACUGCUACUUAUUCUUAUUAAAAGUGGACAUUAUAUACAGUAGAGUCUCACUUAUCCAACAUAAACGGGCUGGCAGAACGUUGGAUAAGCGAAUAUGUUGGAUAAUAAGGAGGCAUUAAGGAAAAGGCUAUUAAACAUCAAAUUAGUUUAUGAUUUUACAAAUUAAGCACCAAAACAUCAUGUUAUACAACAAAUUUGACAGAAAAAGUAGUUCAAUACACAGUAAUGCUAUGUAGUAAUUACUGUAUUUACGAAUUUAGCACCAAAAUAUCACGAUAUAUUGAAAACAUUGACUACAAAAAUGCAUUGGAUAAUCCAGAACGUUGGAUAAGUGAGUGUUGGAUAAGUGAGACUCAACUGUAUCAAUAAAUAUACAUCAACUUUGAAGGCUUUUAACUUGCACAACAUCAAAGGAGGAGGACAAUUGUUGUUGCCUCAGGACUAUCAAAGAUGGCAAGUGGAGAAACAAGGGUGCACAGGCAUGAGGCAACUGAAGAAGAUGGUAAUGUUAUGAGGACAACGAAAAGCUGCAGAAGACCACUACUAACAAUUAUUUCCUCAGGAGAAAAUGUUUUUAAAAACUCAUUUUUUUCCUGAUUUAUUUAUAUCCUGCAUUCUACCUGGCACAAUAUUCAGAGUAGCUCAGGGGAUGUUUUAUUUUUCCAUGAAGAAGAAUUAGCAUUUAUUAUUGAACAAAAAAAAUAUGAAAAUUUUUCUUAUUGUACAGUAGUUAUCACAAACCAGCAUAACCAGACAAACUGAAUCCUAUUAAUAAUUUAUUGUUAUUACCCUUAUUUCCAUGCACAACAAUCUAUAGUAUGUACAUUUACCUUUCCUGCAUACUCAGGUGUUCUGUUCAGUGGGCAUGCUUCCAAACAAAAACUUUGCUAGGCCUUACUUUUGGAGGAGGCCUUAUACAGUAUUUAGCAAUUCAGCAAAACCUCCACUAGGUCUUAUUUUCAGUGGAUGUCUUAUUUUUGGGAAAACAGGGUAGGAUUCAUAAACCUGCUCAGCCUCAGAGAAAGGCAAAAGCAACCCUCCAAACCUGAAUAAAUCUUGCCAAGAAAACUAUGAUCGGGCUGUUAUAAGUAGAAAAGGACUUGAAGGCACAAAACAACAAUAAAAGGGGAGGCAGUAAUCCUGUAAUGCUUUAAAGAUUUAACCACUUAUGUUUAACUUGUGCUAUUGUCAAAUAGUUUGCUCCUCAGAUAAACUGAAUGUAUCAGAAAUAAAAAGUAGUUUAGCAACAAAGACAAGGUAUAAAUAAAGUUGAUGAGUUUACUUAUGUCAUUCAAUACAA